Molecule: messenger RNA, 481 nt
Organism: Toxorhynchites rutilus septentrionalis
Lineage: Eukaryota; Metazoa; Arthropoda; Insecta; Diptera; Culicidae
Product: mitochondrial translation release factor in rescue
Exons: 1
Coding region: 20-436 (138 amino acids)
Biological process (GO): translational termination
Cellular component (GO): mitochondrion
Molecular function (GO): translation release factor activity
Source: RefSeq, a predicted model, not a curated record
GCAAACGUUAAGAACAAUAAUGGCUCAGGCUCAAAGAUCUCGCCUGCUGACCACUACUGCGAUUCACUUCAAAUAUACCAUUGAUACAUCGAAAGUGCCAUCACUCCGAGAAGAAGACCUGGAGGAGACGUUCGUUCGGGGGAGUGGCCCAGGCGGGCAAUCGGUCGCAAAGACAAACAACAAAGUGGUCCUCACACAUAAACCAACCGGGAUGGUGAUCCAGUGCCACAGCUCACGUUCGUUGUUCAAAAACAGAGAGGAAGCACGUCGUCUGUUAAUUGCCAAGUUGGAUGUUCUCGAGAACGGUGAACAAUCGGUGGAAGCCCAACAGCAGAGAAUCGAACAGAAAAAACAUUCGGAGGCUUCCAGACGCAAAAUGAAACGCCAGGAAUUGAAAAAGCAAUGGAGAGAGCGAGAGUUUAAGGAGGAAACUUGAUUGUUCGAUCUAUUUGAAUACACGUAGGAGACAAUAAAAGCAUGC